CCUAGUUACCAUACCUUCGCUGUUGUCUUUGCGUAGCAACGAAAAAGAAGCCAAAAAUUGACCAAAAACUUGCUAAAAUGUGAUUACAGUAACUCAGAAGGCACAGCUAAAGAACGCUAAGGAAUAGAGGGGCGAGUUCUACCAUCAUAAAGUUUUACAUACGACAAGAAUAAGAAAUGUGGUGAACAAUAUGACGACAAGUCAACUGACUUCUUGAAAUCUUUGCACUUUACGACAUUGACUUUUUGGCUUCUGUUUUACAUCUGGUUUAGCUUCCAUCUAUUUUUCAUAUAACUUAAUGAUUUAAAACUACAAUGGAAGAAGAAAAACCAGAAAAAGUAACUCCAGAGUUUGAAAACAAGGAAGAAUCAGCUGUGAUAUCGGACUCGAAUUCGUCUGAAGUUGUUUCUGGACGCUCUACUCCAGAUAAUAUUGAUUUUAAACAAGACGAACCAAAGGAAGCAGAAGUUGACCCCGAAAAAGUUAAACAAGAUGUUGCUGCAAGAGGAAUAAUCAGACCAGUCAAAUCUUUCAACAAAAGUGCCACUUUGAGAGGUUCGUUUGUUUCAGACGUCCCGGUGACAAGUGAAUCUGACUCGUCUUUAGCGAAUCCGAAAGUUGAACCAGACGACAAUAAUAACAUUAGUGACGGACCCCUUUCGUCGUCUAGCACCGCAUCCAGUACCGAUAUCCCCAUUAAUAAUGAUGACGGUGAAUCUAAAGGACCGGAAUUUGUCAAAGUUGGUGAAAGAACAAAAAGUUUUAUAACGCGCCAAGUAAAUGAGACUGUGGAGCUGUCGUCUGUUUGCACACAAACUGAGAAUAGCUGGCUAAAAGAUAUCGAUUUAUUUGAAGAGUUACUUAAACAAAAACCAGAAUGGAUUAAUAAAAUAAGGCUCCAAAGAAAGGAGUCUGAAUCAUCAAUUAAAAAAGAGGAUAUUAGCAAACCAAAAGGUCAUGUUCGACGGAAAAAGAAAUCACUAUCAAGAACAAGUUCAUCACCAGGCUCACCAUUAAUUGUUGACAGUAAGGCUGAUGAUGAGGAAGUGCAAGUAAGACUAGAGAGCGAAGAGAAAUUAUCCAGAGAGCCAAGUGGUAGCAAAUCUAGACUUUCAUUUGGAAGUCCAUUACCUCAGACACCCAAAGAAGACAUCUUAUAUCGUCCACCUACAGUUGAGAUGUUUUCAAGUAGUGAUUCUGAGUAUGAAGAGGACUACGCUCCUGACGAGAGCAUUCUUAUUCCAAGUAUAGGGCCACCUGCAAUACUUCAGUACUUUAAAGAGUCUCAGCAUCCCCCUAUAGUGAACAGUGAGAUGGAUGAAGAGGCACAAGGGAAGGAAUUUCUUAAGAAAAGUCUUUUUACCGGUCCAUGUAUGUUUUGUAAGAAUGAGGUUUUACCAUUUCCGACAGAAGAAGAAUUAGAGAAUCCAGAAACUAAACCUGAAGAUCUAUUUUGUUGUUUGGAAUAUGAGCGAUUUAUCAAGUUUGAAAUCUCACAACGAGGUGACACGUCACAUGUCAGAGAUGAGUUGAUUGAUAUCAAGCCUCAUCCGCCAUAUGGUACUAAAGCUGCAAGGAAGGCUGCAAAAGAGAGAGCUGCUGAAAGGGCACGGCAGAGGGAGAUGGAAAGACAGAAGGUUGCUGGUGCAAAUGCCACAAAUUUUUAUGCAUUAACACGACAGAUGAAGACAAUCACCUAUUCCCUGGCAUCCACCAAAUGUAUGGAUGAGGGUUGGACAGUCAAACCUUUAACGCCUAUACCUGAUGAAAGCAGUAGUAUAUUGGAUCCAUUUGUCAUUGAGGUCAACCCUAUACAACAGCAAAAGAGAGCAUUUUUGGAGCGUUUCUAUGAAAAUGGACAAAGAUUUCUUAUCAUCCUUCCUGAUGGCUCAGGCUGUUGCUACUACCCUAGUGGAAAUAUCGCUGUCAUCAUUACCACCACAGAGAAAGGAAAGUUUACGUACAUUGCAUAUGAGGAUAAUAAUGACUAUGAUGCCACUCAGUCUGGAAUGCUUGCUGUGUUUGACCCAUCAGGCCAUGGAACAUGCUAUUUUAGAAAUGGAACCGUCAGGCUUGUGCUUGAUCCUUAUGGGGGCGUAUUAUUGGAUGUACGAGGUGCACGGAGGAAGAAGUGGUCAUGGCACAACACUAAAGCGCAUGUCCAUGCUCCUCCCUUUCAGCCAAUCACGUUCAGUAUCACUAAACAAUUGUCCGUUCGUUGCCUAACACAGGAUAAGAUUAUACUAACGUACAACCAUGGGAAGUAUACUGCCAAAUUUAAUGUUGGAUCAAAAUUAAAGGCCGUACGAGGACUCAGGACUCCUCCACUCGACCGUGACGAUUACGAAGUGCACCUGGCAGAGGUCAAACAGUUUAUCAACAUUGUACUCGACCGCACACAAAAUGCACUUCGUCUACCGAAGUACUCUCGUUUAGACAAGAUUCCACUCCCCCACAGGCUUCAGAAGGCAAAGGAAACUCAACGAGGGAAAUUGAGUGCGUUACGAACACCAAGUCAACAAGGUGCAGAUUCGACUACAGUUACUGUAAAUUAGAUUAUUAGACUUAGUAUUCUUUGUUUUUAAUAAUUUAUGUAAAAAGAUAUUCCUUGUUUUGUAGUUGUUUAUAGUAUAUUAAAGAUAUUUUUCUAUUA
Messenger RNA from Exaiptasia diaphana, 2653 nucleotides. Its product is annotated as glutamate-rich protein 6. The record is from RefSeq and is a predicted model, not a curated record. The coding region runs from base 315 to 2555 and encodes 746 amino acids. NCBI's taxonomy places the organism in Eukaryota, Metazoa, Cnidaria, Anthozoa, Actiniaria, Aiptasiidae. The transcript has 12 exons.